Camellia sinensis is the source of this 2023-nucleotide messenger RNA. RefSeq lists its product as uncharacterized. NCBI's taxonomy places the organism in Eukaryota, Viridiplantae, Streptophyta, Magnoliopsida, Ericales, Theaceae. The record is from RefSeq and is a predicted model, not a curated record.
GAGACAAACCAUUGUUUCCAUUUCCUUUUCUUCUUUGUCCGAAACAAUUUUCAGAAAGUUUGAAAACAACUUGAAAGCGCUUCCUAAAAAAAAUUGUUUUUGAGAAAAGUUUGCUAAGAAACAAUUUUAGAAAACAAUUUUUCAAAUAAAUUGUCUGUCAUUAUGCCAAUAAUUUGCUUCCUUGAACAGAAUUCAGACUUCAAAUAUAAAACCUAUCAUUAGAUUUUGCUUGCUUUCUACAGUAUCAUUGCUUUUCAAUAACUAGUUUUUUCCUAUUGGUCUUAUUGGCAAAGAGCAGUGUUUGUUUGCAGAGAAAAUUUUAUAGAAAAGCAUUAAUUGGUCCAAGAUGAGUCAACAGAAUAAGCAGGCAAGCACUUCCACGCCAGCAGACCCUCCAUUGAAGCGUAAACGUGGUCGUCCACGCAAGGAUGAAAGCCUAGUCCACAAGGAGAAACCAGCAGAAUCACCUCAACCCGCUCCAUCUGAUGAUGUAAGAACUAAUCAACACACUGAAUUUGAUCCGAGUGAUGAUAUAGACAAUGACAUGGUCGGCCAGGUGGUUUCUGGUGUCAUAGAGGGCUCUUUUGAUGCCGGGUAUUUCCUUUCUGUACGGACUGGCAACACGGGAACUCUUCUCCGGGGCAUGGUGUUUCAGCCGGGGCUAUUCACUCUCAUUACUGCUGCAAAUGAUGUUGCUCCACAAGCUAAGAUGUACCAAAGAAGAGAAUUUCCCAUCCCGGUCCUCAAUUUGCAGAGUCAGGUUGACGGUUCUACUUCUAUCCCACAACCAGAAAGGAACAAUGAGCACCCUGUCCGGUUAGAGAACCGGGCACCUACCAUUCCAGCCCUAGUUUUACCUUCCGAGCUCCAAUCAGGUUCCCCAUCUACACUUGCUAGUCCUAAUGCACGAGGCUCCCACGACUGCGGGGUAUGGGAAGGGUUGGGUGUAUCCAGCCUUACCCCUGCAUCCAAAGAGGCUACUUAUGUGGCAAAAAAUGAGUCAGAUGCUUUUAUGGGAGGAAAAAUAGUACCAAAGGAGAAUUCUGAAUUUGGGCUUGAGAAACAAUCGACCCCUGAUUCAAUACCUCUAACAGAUAAAAAGGAUAGUCCUAGUGCACGAGACUCUAGUUAUUGUGGGAUUUGGGGAGAAUCAAAUGUAUGCAGUCUUACCCCUGCAUACAAAGAGGCUGCUUUUGUGACAAAAAAAGAGUCGGACCCUUUUAUGAAAGAAAAAAUUGUGUCAGGACAGAAUUCUGAGUUUGGGCUCAAGAAACAAUCCACCCCUCAGACCAAUACCUUCCUAAAGAUUGAUCCAAGAAAAGACUUGCCACAACAACUUUCUGAGUUUGGGCUCGAGAACCAAUCUGCCUCUUGGUUGCAGCCAGUUGCUUCAUUUCCCAGUGUUAACCAAUCUGCCUUUGGUAAGAUACCGAUGACUGAUUACUUGUGCGCUUCCUUGGGAGCGAAAAAUGUGCCAAAUCACAACUCCGAGUUUGGACUUGAUAACCAAUUUGCAGUCACUACCCAAUCUGCCUCGGUUAUGACACCUCUGACUGAUUCCAUGGGAGGGUUAAAAGACGCACCACAACAAAAUUCUGGGCCUGCACUUGACAACCAACUGAUACCACAACAAAAUUCCAAGUUUGGAUUUGAGAAUGUAUCUACGAAACAGGAUGAGAUAAUGCAAGAUCUUGAAGAUUCAACUCUGCUAGAAAGGCGUAACAUUGAUGGAGAGGGAACGAAAGAUGUGAAUGUGGUACUAGAAAUAGGAUCUCAACAGAGUGUUGAUAUUUGUCAUGGUGAGGAAAACAUGGAUCAGGUGCCUCAAGUUCAACACCGGGCUGUAUAUUUUGGGCUCGAGUCAAGUGAGUUGGCUCAUGAUGAGCUAAAGAGUGGAAAUCCCGAGCUUCAACAAACUCCAGCUGGUGCUAAAACUGAUACACCACAGAUUAUGCGGUCAGAGUCGAUCAAAGAUUCAGGGAGAGAUGAGAUUACCCAAAAUUGAAAACCGGUAAUUGAUGCU